ACAAAACAAGGGUUGAAUUAUAAUGCGAAACUAAUAAUUUAACGGUAGAUAGGGCAAUCCGCUGAAAUGGAGCCAGGCGGAUUUUGUUUACAAAGUGUCAGAGAUUUCAUGCUCCAGAAAAAUGGGAAAGUCAAAAACCACCAACUCGUAGCUCAGUUUAAGCAUUAUCUGAACGAUCCUGUCGAGAAAGGGGUGAACAGAGAUAAGUUCAAGGACUAUGUUAACACAUUGGCAACAAUUAAACUUGAUGAUAAUGGAGAGAAAGUUCUGGUCUUAAAGAAGAAAUACAGGGAAGGAGGGUCAGCUGCCGGUCAGUUGUCCACUCCUACACACACAGGGUCAACACCAUCAUCAUCAACAUACCCCUAUGGAGGGUCUGCCUCACCCACCACCCCUACCACCCCUGGGGCCCCAGGGACACCAUACUCCCCCUUGAUUCCUCCAGCUUAUGAUUCCUAUAUGUCACCCGGUGUAGACCCUACUAGAGGGAUGUAUGCUGAGUCCUCGGUGGCCUACCCCCAUACACAGAGUCCAGAUCUCCCUGUCAGCAGUGGAGGGGGGUACAGGAACCAGUACCAAGAGCCUCUCAGUAAUGUGUACCCCACCUCCUACAACCAGAGACCCAUGGAUAGAGGGUAUCAGGACGACUACCGAGAUGUUCCAGGAAGUGGGUAUCAGGAUCCGUACAGGAGGGGGAGCAGUGGGGGUGGUUACCAGGAACCCUACCGUCACAGUCCCAGAGAUGAUUUCAAGGAACCUGGGACUCGUGGGUACCAGGACCAGUACAAAGAAAGUCCCAGGAGUGCAGCCUACCAAGAUGACUACCGACAGAGUCCAGGAAAUGGGUUCCAGGAUCCCUACAGGAGGGGCAGCAACAGCAGUGGGGGAUUCCAGGAAUCCUACGGACAGAUGCCAAGGAAUGACUUCCAGGAGGUGUACAGACACAGUCCAGCUGAACUGCCGCUCCCUGAUCAGACCAGGAGAGGCAGUUACCAAGACAACCAGUAUCAACAAAGUCCUCAGAGGCGAGGGUUUGAAGAGCAGGAUGGGGGCGGACAAGUGCCGAAAAGACUCUACAAUGAUCCAUAUCGUCGGAGCCCUGAUAGAGGGAUGGAAGCUCCAAGGAGAGGCUCGGAGGAUGUUUAUCGCCAAAGCCCAGAUGUGCCUGUAGAGGGCAGGCGUGCAGGUUUCCAGGAGGGAUAUCGUAACAGUCCUGAGAGGUCAGUGGAGGUGGUGGAGAAAGCUCAGGAGGGACCAAAGAAAGAGACAACAGAAGAAGCACAAGGCCCUAACAAGGCAGGAGAGGUCACAGAGGAAAAAGAAGUGAUGAGCGUAAAGGAGAGAGCCAAACAUCUUAACAAGAUUCAGUCUGAGACAGAACUGCAAAGAGUACAACUUAGGAAAAGAGAUCCUAAACCUAAGGCUGCGCAUGAUGAUGAUGAUUCCUCCACGGCGUCUGUCACUCUGACAGAUGUGGAGAGAGAGUGGAUGAUGCUGUCCUCUAAGUGUGACUAUCAUCCCAUGGCCAAGAUACUGUUGACCAACCCUCAGCUGGCCAAGAAACCAGAUUUCACAAACGUAAGUACUUUGAUUUGGAACACUUAUUGA
Lingula anatina is the source of this 1608-nucleotide messenger RNA. RefSeq lists its product as uncharacterized. Lineage: Eukaryota; Metazoa; Brachiopoda; Lingulata; Lingulida; Lingulidae. The record is from RefSeq and is a predicted model, not a curated record.